This is a messenger RNA of Malania oleifera, 3568 nucleotides long. Its product is annotated as nitrate reductase [NADH]-like. Gene Ontology annotation, molecular function: heme binding; molybdopterin cofactor binding; molybdenum ion binding. The record is from RefSeq and is a predicted model, not a curated record. Gene Ontology annotation, biological process: nitric oxide biosynthetic process; nitrate assimilation. The transcript has 5 exons. Lineage: Eukaryota; Viridiplantae; Streptophyta; Magnoliopsida; Santalales; Ximeniaceae. Bases 327 to 3002 code for a protein of 891 amino acids.
ACAAAAGCUUUUUACCUUAAGCCCUCUCUGUCUCUCUCUCUCCCUAUCAAAAUAACGUCAUUGCUUUCUCUCACGUAAUGCGUUCCAUUGAGUGGGGUCUUGUCCCUCCUCACCGCUCGUCGAGACGGGUUCCACUCCUAUUUAAUCCUCUUAACACCACGGCAAAAUUCCUUGCCUUCUUUGAGUGCGAGUUCCUCAAAUCCCUAAUUCAGCCCGUCUCUACCUAGCUAGCUACCUGCCUACCUAGGUCUAGCAGAGAACCUGGUCCGCUUCUUUUUCUCUACUUUUCUUGUCUCCAUCCCCAUCCCCAUCCCCUGUUCUCUCCAAUGGCAACCUCCGUCGAGAACCGCCAGUUCACCCGCCUUGAGCAGAACCUCCCCGGCGCCGUCCGCGGCUUCAAACCAGGUCCCAACCACCUGUCCGACUCCCCGGUUCGCGGCUGUAGUUUCCCCGUAAUAAAACCGGCCGUGAUGAUGAAGGACCUGGACUACUCGUCCAGCGAAGACGACGAGGGCGGCGGGAUUGAGGAUUGGAAGGAUUUGAUAGAGAGGGGGAACCUAGAACUGGAGCCGUCGAUCUUGGACCCGAGGGACGAAGGGACGGCGGAUAACUGGGUGGAGCGGAACCCUUCCAUGGUCCGCCUCACCGGGAAGCACCCCUUCAACUCGGAAGCUCCCCUGAGUCGACUCAUGCACCACGGCUUCAUCACCCCCGUCCCCCUCCACUACGUUCGCAAUCACGGCCACGUCCCCAAAGCCACCUGGGCUGACUGGACCGUGGAGGUCUCCGGACUCGUCACCCGACCCGCCCGAUUCUCCAUGGACCAACUCAUUUCCGAGUUCCCCGCCCGCGAGUUUCCCGCCACACUCGUUUGCGCCGGGAACCGGAGGAAAGAGCAGAACAUGGUGAAGCAGACAGUUGGGUUCAACUGGGGUGCGGCAGGGGUGUCGACUUCGGUGUGGCGCGGAGUACCGUUACGGUGCGUCCUCAAGAGAUGCGGGAUCAUGAGCCGUCGGAAGGGGGCUCUGAACGUGUGCUUCGAAGGGGCGGAGGAUCUGCCGGGGGGAGGGGGAGGUGGGUCCAAGUACGGAACCAGCAUCAGGAAGGAGAUCGCCAUGGAUCCGUCGCGAGACAUCAUACUGGCGUACAUGCAGAACGGUGCGUCGCUGACACCAGAUCACGGCUUCCCCGUGCGUAUUAUCAUCCCGGGGUUCAUCGGGGGGCGCAUGGUAAAAUGGCUGAAGCGCAUCGUAGUAACUACCCAAGAGUCCGACAAUUAUUACCACUACAAAGACAACAGGGUCCUUCCCUCCCACGUCGACGCCAUGCUAGCCAACGCCGAGGCAUGGUGGUAUAAGCCGGAGCACAUCAUCAACGAGCUGAACAUAAACUCGGUGAUCACGACGCCGAGUCACCAGGAGAUCUUGCUGAUCAACUCUAGGACGACUCAGACGCCGUAUACGUUGCGGGGCUACGCGUAUUCCGGAGGAGGGAAGAAAGUUACACGUGUGGAGGUGACGAUGGACGGGGGCGAGACGUGGCACGUGUGCAGGGUGCAGCACCCAGAGACACCGAACAAGUGUGGAAGAUAUUGGUGUUGGUGCUUCUGGUCGCUGGAGGUGGAGGCGCUGCUCCUGCUUGGUGCCAAGGAGAUUGCAGUUCGGGCGUGGGACGAGACCCUUAACACCCAACCGGAGAAGCUCAUUUGGAAUGUCAUGGGGAUGAUGAACAACUGCUGGUUCCGGGUGAAGACAAACUUGUGCAAACCCCAUGAGGGUGAAAUCGGAAUCCUGUUCGAGCACCCUACUCUGCCGGCGAACCAGCCCGGCGGGUGGAUGGCCAAGCAAAAGCAGCUCGAGAAAUCCUCCGACACAUUGAGGAAGAGCUCUUCCUCAUCUUUCAUGAACAAGUCGUCCUCAAAGACUUUCCCAAUGGCCGAGGUUAACAAACACCGCUCCCCGGAGUCGACAUGGAUCGUCGUCCGCGGCCACGUCUACGACUGCACUCGCUUCCUCAAAGAUCACCCCGGCGGCUCCGACAGUAUCCUCAUCAACGCCGGUACCGACUGCACCGAAGAGUUCGACGCCAUCCACUCCGACAAAGCCAAUCAACUCCUCGAGGAUUUCCUAAUCGGCGAGUUGAUAACAGCGCCGGCACCACCAUCUCCCAUCAGAGAGGCGGCGCCUCUGCCGGCAUCGCUUACCGGAAGACUUGCGCUGCUGCCAGGGAAAAAAAUCCCAUGCAAGCUCGUGUCCAAGACGUCAAUCUCUCCCGACGUUCGCCGGUUCCGGUUCGCGUUGCCCUCCGAAGAUCAGGUCCUGGGCUUGCCAGUAGGGAAGCACAUAUUCCUCUGCGCCACCAUUGACGACAAGCUGUGCAUGAGAGCUUACACGCCAACCAACUUUGUGGACGAAGUGGGGUUCUUCGAUCUGGUCGUAAAGAUUUACUUCCGUGGCGUGAAUCCCAAGUUCCCCGCCGGCGGGCUAAUGUCGCAGCACCUGGAAUCUCUCCCGCUGGGCUCCGUGCUGGAGGUGAAGGGUCCUCUGGGCCACAUAGAGUACGCCGGCCGUGGCAACUUCGUCGUCGACGGGAAACAAAAGUUCGCCAAGAGGGUGGCCAUGAUCACCGGCGGAACCGGGAUCACGCCCAUCUAUCAGGUGAUUCAAGCCGUUCUGAGGGACCCGAACGACGAGACGGAGAUGUACGUGGUGUACGCGAAUCGCAGCGAGGAUGAUAUAUUGCUGAGAGAAGAACUCGAUGGUUGGGCGGAGAAGCAUGAUGAGAAGUUGAAGGUGUGGUAUGUGGUCGGAGAGACGAUGAGGGAAGGAUGGAAAUACAGCGUAGGGUUUGUUACGGAGAGUAUUCUGCGGGAGCACAUCCCGGAAGCGUCGAGCGACACCUUGGCUUUGGCUUGCGGGCCACCUCCAAUGAUUCAGUUUGCGGUGAAACCCAACUUGGAGAAGAUGAACUAUGAUAUAAAGGAUUCGUUGCUGAUAUUUUAAUUUGCAGCGAGCUAAGGAAGAUGCUAAUGGUCAGAGCUUUUCGAAUUUCGGCGUUGGAGGUCUUGGUCGGAUUGUAAUGGGAAAAUGUUUCUCAUAAUUAUCUCCGAAGAAAAGGUCGGACGUUGGCCUCCAUGUGUGUGCUUUGUUGCAAGAGUGCAUGAAAAAUUAAUCUUCUUUUCCAUUGUGAGUUCAACAUGUUGAAACUUCUUAACUUGCAUUGGACUUUUCUGGAAUCUUUCAGUGCUCAGCUGACAGCUUGGAACUCCUCAAGGCUAAGAGGAGCUUCGAAGCGUUUGAGAGAUGUUAUCCCAACCGCUAUUUUUUCGGAGAUUAUUGGAGAUUAUUGGAGAUAAAAUUCAACACGAUGGUGAGAGCACACAAGCAUGCCGAAAGUAAUGUUUGUUAGUGAUACUUCAAGCCAGCUGAUUUGUUUGUUAGCAUUGUGAUAUUACUUUUGAUUUUCAAGUAACUUAUGUAUAGGAGAAGGUUAUGGAUAGUUUGCAUAUAAAUCCUAUACUUUGUGCACACUUUAUUGUAUCUUAAAUGAAAACAUUUUAUUUAUGCAA